Halichondria panicea is the source of this 1087-nucleotide messenger RNA. Its product is annotated as 2'-5'-oligoadenylate synthase 1-like. Bases 47 to 979 code for a protein of 310 amino acids. Gene Ontology annotation, molecular function: double-stranded RNA binding; 2'-5'-oligoadenylate synthetase activity. Gene Ontology annotation, cellular component: nucleoplasm; cytosol; membrane. The record is from RefSeq and is a predicted model, not a curated record. Lineage: Eukaryota; Metazoa; Porifera; Demospongiae; Suberitida; Halichondriidae. The transcript has 7 exons. Gene Ontology annotation, biological process: regulation of ribonuclease activity.
AACACACACAUACACCCAAUUAGAGAUAGAAAUAAGAACAUAACAAAUGGACUUUAGGAAUUGCCACCCUCCCCACAGCAAUGAGCUACUCACUCACAAGGCUGCUAGAGAAGCAACAGAUGAGUUGGCUACCCUCCUAAAAGACCAACAGCCAAUUACUAUCAGUGAAGUCAUCAGAGCUGGCUCUCUGGGACAAGGAACUGCAGUUCCUGGAGACUUUGAUCUGGACAUGGUCAUCUACUCAAGAGACCUAGAUCCACACAAAGUUCUUGAGCAAGGCUAUGGCCACUGGCUAGAGAAACUUGAGAAAUUCUUGAAAAAAAACAGCGAUGUGCAAUUUAAGAAUAGGACACCUCACUCUGUCCAGUUUCGGUACAAGGACCUCAUUGACGUGGACAUGCUGGUGACCCCUUGGUGGGACAGCGUCUCCCAGCUGAGCCUGUUCUUGGACAAGAUCCCGGUUCAAAAGCGCUACUCGUUCUCAAUAGGAGCCUCCAAAUGGCAGGUGCAGUUUAUGCAGAAGCAAGACAAUGAGGUCAAAGUGCUUAUUCAGCGUGCUAAGGCAUGGAGGAACAAACAAUGGCCAAACGUUUACCCAGGACAGAAGAAGCCAAAGUCUUACUUUCUUUCUUUGCUCGUUUUAAAAGCUUAUCAGCGUGCAAAGGAGAAAUUUGGAAAUCUAAUCUUUCGUGAUAUGGCUGAAAGGACCUCAUAUGAGCUUAAAGACCUCGUUCUUAGGGAAGAUAAACAAGAUAUUCAUUGGGACGACUACUACAUUGUGGGAGCAACUGAUAACAUAAUCCUACAUGACACCCCAAAAACCCCUCGCCUCCUGGACCCAGCCAACCCUACCAACAACCUGUUUGACACCGGGUUUACCACUACACGUACCGGUGACAGGUCACAUGAUGAUGGGGAGGGGAACUGGUCUGAGAUAAAGAGGAAGAUUGAGACCAUCGACCUUACUGUGGACAUAUAGAGUGUAAUCAUUAUAACUCUUUAGCUAUAUAAAUGAUAAAUCCAGAAAACCACUAUAUUAACUGUGACAUCAGGUAUAUAUACAUGAGUUGUUUACGUCAGUUUGGAA